Molecule: messenger RNA, 852 nt
Organism: Metarhizium acridum CQMa 102
Lineage: Eukaryota; Fungi; Ascomycota; Sordariomycetes; Hypocreales; Clavicipitaceae
Source: RefSeq, a predicted model, not a curated record
AUGAGACACUACAACUUUGGCGUCGAGAUAGAAUCCAUAGGAAAGCCCUACGGCGGCGGCGAAAGCUUCACAAACGUCGACUGGUACCGACAGCUGGCCCAGAAACUACAAAAUCGAGGCAUCGAAGCCGUUCACGAUGACUGCUCAAGAUACAGCAAGCACCCCGAGUACUACGGCGGCAAAUGGUUCGUCACCCGCGACGGAUCACUCAAACGUCCUCGCCCAUACGUCUGCAUGGAAGUCGUGUCGCCCCGUCUCGACACGACCCUUCACCUCACCCGUAUCCUCAGCGACUUCUGGGAGGCCAUGCGUGUGCACUUCAACCCGCAAAAGGACCAGUCCUGCGGCGGCCACGUCCACGUCACGCCCGUCAGCCGCAAGAACAAGUUCAAGCUGCGCACCCUCAAGCAGAUCGCCUUUGCGGCAAUCGCCUACGAGGACUUUCUGUGGUCUAUGCUUCCCCCGUCCCGGCGCGAGAACCAGUACUGCAAGCUGAAUAGCCAGAGCUCCGGGUCGGGCGUGUGCGAGACCCUGCUCUGGGGCAAGUCCACGUCGAGCCUCAAGCAGGUCGCUUCCGAGAUCAAGGCGUUGCGGAGCGAGACCGACAUCUACAUGUACAUGCAGGGCAACCGAUACGUCCUGUGGAACUUCCAGAACAUCUUCCCGCACCCCAAGACGGGGCGGUGUACGGGCACCGUGGAAUUCAGAGGCGGGAACCAGUUUCUCGGCACAAAGGGAACCCUGGCAUGGGUCGCCUUUGUGCUGGGCUUCAUCACGCUGGCUACCAAGGAGGUUGGUGCACCCCUUCAUCUUUUGUUCUUUGUGUAUGUGCUGGUGCCGAGGGGGGGCUGA